Molecule: messenger RNA, 282 nt
Organism: Maudiozyma saulgeensis
Lineage: Eukaryota; Fungi; Ascomycota; Saccharomycetes; Saccharomycetales; Saccharomycetaceae
Source: the annotation of a GenBank genome assembly
AUGAGUACAGAAUCAAAGCAACAAGAGCCAAUCCUAAAGGCCUCCGAUAUUUCUGAUGAAUUGAAAGAAGAUAUAUUUAAAAUUAGUGCAGAGGCAUUAAAUACAUGCGAUUUAGAAAGAGAAAUUGCAGCAAGUAUUAAACAUCAAUUAGAUAGUAAAUAUGGUAAUACUUGGCAUGUAAUUGUUGGUAAGAAUUUUGGUUCCUAUGUUACACAUGAAAAGGGUAAUUUUAUAUAUUUUUACAUUGGUCCAUUAGCUUUCUUAAUAUUUAAGACUUUAUAA